AAGCCAUUCGUAAGUAGAAAUAAAACGUAAACUCGUAAAGUAGCAACCUCGUGAUAUAAAAUGAGAAAGAAGAGGAACGUGAAAUCAAACGAUUAAAUUACAGCCCCAUACUGUGGUACAGUACCAAAUCUCGAAAUGGAGCAACCUCUUAUAAUUUCAUUAAUUGCAGGUGGCUUGGCUGGAUUAACUGUAGAUAUAACAUUAUUUCCCCUCGAUACUCUGAAGACAAGACUUCAGAGUGCUAAUGGAUUUUGGAGAAGUGGUGGGUUUCGUCAUGUGUAUAAAGGUUUGGGACCAACAAUGAUUGGUUCCGCACCAACAGCUUCAUUGUUUUUUGGUACCUACAAUACAGUCAAAUCAAUUUGUAGGCCGUAUGCCAGUGAAGCUUAUUAUCCAUUGGUACAUAUGGGUGCUGCAUCAGUUGCAGAAGUGGUCUCUUGCCUUGUUAAAGUGCCAACUGAAAUUUUCAAGCAACGACAACAAGCUUCUAUGCAAAAUUCAUCCUUGUUGUCCAUGUGGCGCCACAUCUAUGCCAAGGAAGGCUUUAUGGGAUUCUACAGAGGCUUUGCUAGUACAGUUGUCCGGGAGAUCCCAUUCUCCGUUGUGCAGUUCCCUAUCUGGGAAUUUUUUAAGCUGAGCCUCAGAGAAAUAAAGGGUGAUGAACUUAACCCUGCAGAAAAGGCACUCUGUGGAGCAUUUGCAGGUUGCAUUGCUGCUGCAGUAACUACUCCACUUGAUGUAGCGAAAACCAGAAUUAUGCUGGCAGACAAAGAACUUCAAGUUCCAGAGGACUACAAGAAACUGAAAAUAUCAAGAGUAUUAAGAAAUGUGUAUUCUGAAAGAGGAUUUAAAGGGUUAUUUGCUGGAUUUCUGCCCAGAAUCACAUGGAUAACACUUGGUGGUGCUGUAUUCUUUGGCAGUUAUGAAGUUGCAGUUGAUAUUUCCUCUUAUAUGUUGAAACAAAUUGAGGUUAUAGAUUGAGUAGUGUGUGUGUGUGUUAAUAGUUUGUAUAACAUGCAGAAGUGAUGUGCUCUGAGGAGCUUUAAAGUGCCAAAGAAGCCUAGCUGGAACUUGUGGGGAGCUGCAGGCCCAUUUUCGUUAAUUGCUGAGACAGUGCAACUACCUUGACAAGAUCACUUGAAUAUGUAUUAAAGAAUGGGCCAUUGCACAUGCACUCAUCAGAGAGGAUUUCCACACUGUGCACUUCUUUAUUAUCGGGUCAUACUUCAGUUGUGAGCAGUAUUGCUGAAGUGAUUAUGGAUAUAUGAAAAAUAUACACUACAUUCACUGCACAGCAGGAGUUUGGAUUGCAGCAAUAUGCAGAUAACAAAGAAUUCUGAACAUCUGGAACCAGGGACUUUUUCUUUAGGAGCUACAUGGAAAAAAGAAAUGGCAACGCAUGCUGCUGAAGAAAGUUUUUCACAUACAACGCCAUAAAAUGUUCAGCUCCAAAAGCUUUAUGUUUGCUAAUUCUGCAUCGCAAUAAAAAUAAAUAAAAUUA
Messenger RNA from Schistocerca piceifrons (Central American locust), 1501 nucleotides. RefSeq names its product S-adenosylmethionine mitochondrial carrier protein homolog. Gene Ontology annotation, molecular function: S-adenosyl-L-methionine transmembrane transporter activity. The record is from RefSeq and is a predicted model, not a curated record. Gene Ontology annotation, biological process: transmembrane transport. NCBI's taxonomy places the organism in Eukaryota, Metazoa, Arthropoda, Insecta, Orthoptera, Acrididae. The transcript is spliced from 6 exons. Gene Ontology annotation, cellular component: mitochondrial inner membrane. Bases 136 to 981 code for a protein of 281 amino acids.